This is a messenger RNA of Naegleria fowleri, 1095 nucleotides long. RefSeq lists its product as uncharacterized. The transcript is spliced from 3 exons. Gene Ontology annotation, molecular function: ferric iron binding; ferrous iron binding; acid phosphatase activity. Bases 1 to 1095 code for a protein of 364 amino acids. The record is from RefSeq and is a predicted model, not a curated record. NCBI's taxonomy places the organism in Eukaryota, Heterolobosea, Eutetramitea, Acrasida, Naegleriidae.
AUGUUGUCCCGAGCUUUCUAUGACGAUCCUCACCAACUCUCUGGAAAGGCUUCCAAAGUACUUUCCGUUCUGUGUGUGGCGACUGUGAUGAUUGGAUGUAUAAUCUUUGUCGGAUUGAUUACAGUUCAGACUUUAUAUCUUUCCAAACGGGUCAGACAAUCAGGAAUUAUAUUUCCGAAUCCACCAUAUUCUAAAAACGACGAUUGUCUUCAUUUUCUUGUGAUUGGCGAUUUCGGGCGAGGAAAUGACAUGCAAAAACAAAUUGCCAAGGUGAUGGGUGAUUAUUGUCAAGAAAACAAUGGUUGUGACUUUGUGAUUGGAACUGGAGAUAAUAUUUAUCCGGAUGGUGUGACUUCUGUGAAUGACGAACAAUUUAAAACCAAAUUUGAAGAUAUUUACACACAUCCAAGCUUAAAUAAUAUUGAUUUUUAUUUGGUGUUAGGUAAUCAUGACUACCGUUCAAAUCCUCAAGCUGAAAUUGAAUAUACAAAAUUAAGUAAGAAGUGGAAAAUAUUGGACUAUUUUUAUGAAUUGAAAAAGAAAUCAAGAUUAGGUGGAUUUGAAUUGAGUUUAGUGUUCACAGAUACCAAUCCAUUUCAUAAAUUGUUUUUUUGGGAUCCUUACAUUAACAGUACUGCAUUGAAUGAGCAAAAAAAGAGAAUUCCAGAUCAAUUGAACUGGUUAAAACAGACUCUGACUUCUCAUGAGCCAAGAGGUGAAUCAACCUGGAGUAUUGUCGUGGGUCACAGCCCUGUCUAUUCAUCAAGUGCUCACUAUGAUUCUCAGCCAUUAAUUGAUAAUUUUGAACCCUUAUUUAAAGAAUAUCAAGUCCCAUUAUAUUUGUGUGGACAUGAUCACUAUUUGGGUUGGCUAGCGAACCGAUUGAUCACCAAUGAAAAAGAAAAAACUCAAUACGUUGUGAGUGGUGCUGCAGGAGGACAAAUUUACGAACGAAUGAAAUAUAAUGCAAACUUGUUGAAUUAUUAUAUUGGACCUGGAGGAUUCUUCUCUGUGGAAGUACAAAAAGAAUUCAUAUUUGUUAGAGCAUUAGAUGAAAAUGGAAAGGAAGUUUUCAAAUUUAGGAUUGAUAAGUGA